Messenger RNA from Linum tenue, 3299 nucleotides. NCBI's taxonomy places the organism in Eukaryota, Viridiplantae, Streptophyta, Magnoliopsida, Malpighiales, Linaceae. The record is from the annotation of a GenBank genome assembly.
CGCCUUUUCAUCUCCACCACAAAACAAUAACGCCGCCGGCAAGGCUCACCAGAUCGCCAACCCGAGGUAGUACAGAUGAAGUCGCCUGUCUCCUACACAAUCGACGACAAGGACCUCGACGAUGCCGCACUCUGGGCAGUGAUCGACUCCGCCGAAGCCUCCCAUUCCCCUUCCGCAUCCCGCAAGCAGCUCACCACCGUCAAACAACGCAGCUUCCACUCCCCGAUCUCAAAGCGCUCGCCGCCGCCGCCUUCGAAGAACCCACAGAGUUCCAAGUGCAACUCCAAUGCCGUUUCCCCUUACUCGGAUCCCUAUCGCAGCAGGCCUCAGAAGAUGGCCAGAACCUGUGCCUCCGAGGCGAGCGAGGGUACGAGUCCGCUCGCUGUGGUCAGGACACCGAUUGCUACCACGAUGGCGUACUCCUCUCCGGAGGCGUACUUGUCGCCUCAGAUCGGAAGGUAUGUCGUGAAUGAUUUUGAUGAUGACAGAUCUGACGUGUCCCCGGGGAGCUACGUCCGGCAGCAGCACGGCGAUCAGAAGGAUCUUGUGCGGCAUUGCUUGAAUUUGAAGUUCCCUUCGGUUUCGCUGUUCAAGGACUACCAGAAUGCGGCAAUGGCGAUUCUGGAGAAGUCUGAUUACAUGACGAUUUCAGGACACCCGUUCAUUAAGAAGUCAGGUUGGAGGAAGAUAUCUUGUUUCUUCAAUCUGUCCUUUGAAAUCAAAGAUAAGAGCAUAGAAUUCGACGAAAAUCGAAAUGUCCAGCGAGCUGAGUUUAUCGUUCGAGCUCAUAUGCAUGGUGGAAGGUUCUCUGACGGCUGGGGCUCAUGUGAGAAGCGUGAGAAGCGGUUCUUCAAACCAAACCAUGACAUCCCUAGCACAGCAGAAACUCGGGCAAAGAACAAAGCUUGCCAGGACCUGCUUGGAAUUGGAGAGUAUCGCCCCGGUGCAGGCCAAUCUCACCAACAGCAAACUUAGUCACCUUUUCUCAACGACUGGUCAACAAAGUUACUUCAAUCAUCCUGUGACAUAGAGCAUUGUACUUGAGUUUCUUUAACAGAGAGCAGUAACACAAACGAGCCAAAAAGAGAUCAGGGUUUUGAUACGUCUACAACUUGUAUACGUUAAGUGGCUCAUCAAGUAAGGAGUAAGAGAAACUCUUGUUGCUAACAGAAUGAAUACAUGUAGUAAAUUUUGUACGAUGGGGGUGUGGGGAAAAAGAGAAAGUGAAGAUGAAAGGAGCAAAAGCCGGCACCUGAAAAAGGACACUAAAGUGGGAGUAUGUAUGCAGCGGAAGGCAAAGGCAGAAGGGCAUCUUUGGUUGGGUCUUUUGUCAGAUAGAUCAUGCGGACAAGGAUUCAUUGGUAUGAAAGGGAUAAGAAAGAGGCAAAUGGCGGAACUUUGGUCUUUGGGGACGUGCACUUUGGUCCGUGGAAAGAAAAAGAAAAUGGGCUUCCUCUCCUGUUUUAUGGAAGCGCCAGUCAUUGUCUCCAAACCAUGUUCCUCUUUUAACUUUCCACAGAAGAGGAAUAACCCCACCUCUUGUCCAUACCUCUGCCUUUGUUGAAAAAAUAAAAGAAAAUGGCGCUAUAAUAAGCUGAAGAGAACAAAUGGGCAAGACGCCAUCCAUCCUUUUGGGCUUUGGUUCCAUAAUCAUCUCUCUCACUGUCUCCUUCUCCUGCUGAAUGCCAUUCUUCUUCAAAAAGGGGGCGAAGGAAGGAAGGAAGGAAGGAAAGCAUCAGCUCCCGUUGCAGGCAUGUGAUCUGAGGGAGUUUGAUUUCUUUUAGAAGUGAACCCAAAUAGCUGCACCCUUCUCUGACUACUAGUAGCCAAUCUUCAUGGCUCAACAACAGCAAGAGCAGCAAGAAGAAGGGUGGCCUCUGGGGCUGCGGCCAUUGAAUGCCAGAGUUGGGAUGUUGAGGAAUCAGGAUUUCAACGGCUCAAUCUCAUUCGCAACCACCAUGCUCACCAGGUCGACGAGCUCCACCACUGAUUCUUCUUCAGAUCUUGAUACUGAGGUGGGGGUAACACAACAGCCUAAUCUCUUCAUCCCUUCCACUUCUGCAUUCCUUGGUUUUCAUGCUGAACGAGAAUCAUGGAACCAACCCCCUUGGUGCUUUAAAAGUCAUGGUUGAUGAUUGCACUCAUUUGAAAUUUGUUGGGAGUGCUGAAUAGCAGCAGAUUGUCACUGUUGUACCACCCUGCAUUUAUGGCAUGUUUUUUCCACUGCUCUCGUGUUCCUGUUUUCAUACCAUAGAAAGGUAAAGUUCAACACUUUUGCUCCUUUUGUCUACACUCAAUGGCCCCAUUAAUCAAUCAUGACUUUUGACCCUUCAAAUCAAAACCCUGCAUCAAUCUGUCGCUGUGUUUACUACCCAAUAAUAAAGUUUACAUCUUUCCCCCUUCUAGAUCCUGUGAUUAAGCCUCUCUCCAGUAAUGUGGCUGCUUCCUGGCCUACUUAUCUUGCCCUUUUUCUUAAAACCACAUUAAUCAGUUUACCUCCAUUGUGUUUCAUCAUUCAUUCAUGUAUAUUUCUUGUUCUCAGUCAACUGGCUCGUUCUUCCAUGACAAGAGCAUCACAUUAGGGAGCUUAAUUGGAUUCUCUAGCAUUCUCGAACUGUCAAGAAGGUCAACCAGGGGAAGAGGAGGCAGGUCAUCUAGUUUAAGAGAACAACAACAUAGUAACAACAGUUACAAGCCAAAGCCCUGGAUAUUCUCAUUGUGCUCCAGGCUUACCACUGAUGCAGUGAACACAAACAGCACUAACAACAACAGCAGCAACCAUCCUCCUUCUCUUGGCCACUUCCUUCAAGUAGAGAGAAGAGCUGCCGUUGCAUGUGGCAACAACAGCAACGCUAGUACUAAUAGCCACGACAAUGGUAGUGUGAGCCCACGCACACUUGUUUAUGGUCCUAAUGAUUUCUCCCCAAUUGCGGAGAGUGUAGGUGGAAGUGUGAUGAACUCUCUUUUUGUCGGUGGAGAGAUUGCUGCACCACAGGUAGCAGAAGAUGAUGGUGGAGGGAGAAGAAGAUCAUCCAACAACAACGACACAAACAGCAGCAGCAGCAGCAAAUUAUUGGGACAUGGUGAUGGAUACGGACCACCAUUAAUGCUUUCGUGUCUAUGUGGACAACUCAUUGAAUGAAAAACCUUUUUUUUUUUUUUCCCUUUUUCCUUUUUGUGGGAGAAUUCUGGGUUUACUUAAAAAAUUGAUAUGAAGAAGAGGGAAACGAAGUAUUAGAGAAUCAUUUGUUCUGGGUUUUUCUAGCCUUUUGAGGCGAGAGAGAUUAUAAUAAAAGAUG